CCGGGAUCGUAUCCCCUCUCCCCAACACCAACACGCCCUCGCCUUUUGUGACUGAGUCCCCGAUGCCGUCGCCAUGCGGAACACACGCCGCUCCUUUUUCGCCCGCGUGCUUCUGACGGCAACAUGGCUCUGGCUCUGCUCCGGCGCCCUCGCAGCAGGCGGCAACGGUAUCGACGAGACCAAAUCCUUCGGGGCGUGCACGCUAGCCCUGCAAACGACCCACUUCUCCGACGUCGGACCCAACGCUACCAAACUCGAAGAAAAAUGCCAGAGUCGGCUACGCCACCUGUCGUUGUAUCUCUGUCUCAAGGUCUACGGUAGAAGUGGUGGCUGGGCGGACGAGUUGGCGGCGCAGAACGACACGUGCGAGAGGUUUCUUCACACGCCUCUACCCCCGUUCGACAUUGUGGCCAAUUAUACCGACACUGAGGUUCCCCGGUUGAGGCAGGUCACGUUGCAGGACUGGAACGAUAGAGUCACUUUUGAUGAAGAAGUGAUUGUGUCGGAUGCCUUGCACGGUAUCGCAUAUGGCACGCUUUAUGCAUGGGAUUACGCGUAUUCUCGUCAUUUUAGCUACGGCUGGGCCAUGGCCGUAUUCUGGAUAGUGGUCGUCCUGGCGGGUGCAUCUGCCCGCCUCGUCUCGGCCAUUCGCCGUCAUCGGGGUUCGAGCGAAAAGUCCCAAAGUAGGAUGAGGACUGUGAUUGACCGAGUACCUGCCUGGGUGUGUCGGCAUAUAACGGCCCCUGCAACGUUCGGCUACCGGUGCGCCCAGAAUCUUGGGUGGUGCACGAUCCCUCCCAGAGGCCAGAGCCUCACGAUUCUUGUCUUUCUCAUUCUCAACAUUUUCGUCAGUACGAAUGGCUAUAUAGUCAUGCCGGUGAACCUCUACUUCAAUACCCCGACGAAGCAGCUUCUGCGCUAUGUUUCCGACCGCACGGGCAUUGUUUCGUUUGCCAACUUCCCGAUGAUAUGGCUCUUUGGCAUGCGGAACAAUCUGGCGUUGUGGCUGACGGGCUGGGACUUUGGAACGUACAACAACUUUCACCGAUGGGUGGCGCGGAUUGCGACCCUUCAGGCAGUCGUUCAUUCCAUCGGCUACACUGUUCUUAUUCUGCUGGACGGCGGAUGGGAGUAUUUCGCUUGGUGGUGGACGCAGCUCUUCUUUUGGACCGGGGAGGUGGCAACCAUUCUCAUGUGCCUUCUCCUAGGCUUGGCGGUAUAUUGGCUGAGGCGAAAGCAGUAUGAGACCUUCCUUAUCAUACACGUCGUGCUCUCCAUUUUCAUUCUGCUCACCAUGUUGGGCCAUGUUUCCAUAUUCAAGGUCCGCUACGACCUGAUGGUCUGGAUCCCCGCGACGAUAUGGGCAGCCGAUCGGAUCCUGCGCGUGUCCCGGACGUUAUCCUUCAACCGCCGCUUCUGGAACACCAAGGCGUCGGUCAAGUACGAUCCCAGCAGCAACAUCAUCCGCCUCGCCGUCCCCUCUUCCUCCAGCCUCUACACCCCGCAGCCGGGGACGUUCUACUACCUCCACGUGUUGAGCGACAAGCGGUUCUGGGAAAGCCACCCGUUCACCAUGGCCUACUCGACGGGGGCCAGGGAGGCGUGCGGUAAGGAUCUGGGCGAAAACGCGCCGUUGUUGCCGGCACAGCACGGCCGGGGGGGCGACGAGGCAUUCGCCGUCGGGUCGGAGGGCGGCGAGGGGGAACCGAGCAUGGUGGGCUUCCUGAUCAGGCCGUAUGAUGGCUUUACUUCCCGGCUGAGAGACGCGGCGUCGAGGUCGAGCCGUUGUCCGCAGUCGGGACCCGUCUCGAUCCAGGUUCUCGUCGAAGGACCGUACGGACGCACGGGGCCCUUCGUGGAGUAUGAGAACGUCCUUUUCGUGGUGGGCGGCAGCGGGAUCGUGGUGGCGAUGGCGUAUCUCCGCUCUCUCGUGUCGAACGCGGGGGUGCGAUCGGUGGGGAUCGUCUGGGCGGUUCGGGAGCCUGCGUUUGCAGAGGAUAUCCUGUUGCGAGAUCUCGGGCCGCUUGUGGGGGGCAAGAAGGUUUCGUUGAAGAUCUGCAUGACGCUGGGAAGUGGGUGCGCGGGAUUUACAGUCCCGGAGCUUCCUGAGGGGGUCAGGCUGCAGUAUGGUCGGCCGGAUGUACGGCUUGAAGUUGAGGAUGCCGCAGGGGAUAUGCCCCCUUCCGAAAGGUUAGCGGUGGUGGCUUGCGGGCCGGCGAGGAUGGCGGAUGAUGCGAGGAGGGCUGUGGUGGAGAGCAUGGGGUCCAAUGGGCCGCGGGUUGAGUACUUUGAGGAAAGUUUUCGGUGGUAGUCUGUAGAGCUCUUUUGGUAAGUCAUCUGGAGUUGGCAUGGCAUAGCGUUGGCCCGCAGGGAUACUAGGGAAUCUGUAUAGAUAGAUAUAUCAUCUGUGCGACUUGAUCAAAUGGAAAUGGGAAAAUCUAGAACGACAG
Sodiomyces alkalinus F11 is the source of this 2450-nucleotide messenger RNA. Its product is annotated as ferric-chelate reductase. The transcript has 7 exons. Gene Ontology annotation, cellular component: plasma membrane. Gene Ontology annotation, biological process: intracellular iron ion homeostasis; copper ion import; iron ion transport. The coding region runs from base 74 to 2311 and encodes 745 amino acids. NCBI's taxonomy places the organism in Eukaryota, Fungi, Ascomycota, Sordariomycetes, Glomerellales, Plectosphaerellaceae. The record is from RefSeq and is a predicted model, not a curated record. Gene Ontology annotation, molecular function: ferric-chelate reductase activity.